AAAGUCAUGCAGAGAUUGACUUUGUCCAUGCCUCUCUGACAACCUUCAACAACAUGACUGUGAACACCACACACGUUCUUCUCGAGGUUGGAAGGUUGUCAUCACAGGUUGUGUCUGGUGGGCCCAUCUUCAUAACAGAAUAUGUGGUUGUUGAGGGAAACUGCACCGAGGGUCCCUGCGUGCCUCUCAACGAUGCCAUGGCUGCUCGUGGGAUUUGUACAGCCAAAGGUACAAUCGCCCAGCACAGUGUGGACUGCAAGAUGUUCUCCACUCUGAUUCCCAUUGUAGAUGCCAACAGCACUGCAGCUGCAGACCCCGUCCUACCACCAGUGGUUCAUGUGCACACACACGGCCUGUCACACAAGCACGGCCACAGCCACCACAAACUGACGGCUCUCCACAACCCCCAUCAGAGCCUCUUAUUAUCUGCAGAGUCAGCUGAAGUUGUACCUGUCAUCCCUGCUGCUGCUGCUCCAGCUGCAGAUCCAGCUCCAGCUGCAGAUUAUGAUUCAGCUGGAGAAUCUUUGACGAGUAAGGAGCCUCCUCUUUUCUUCAGGAAGAGAGAUGUAUCUGCUGCCAUCAUGGUUGAUGCUCCUGCUGUUCAAACAGGACCAGUUUCGCUCGUGCCAGUCUGCCCAGGAAGAGUCAGAUUCUUCUAA
Pundamilia nyererei is the source of this 659-nucleotide messenger RNA. RefSeq lists its product as uncharacterized. Bases 54 to 659 code for a protein of 201 amino acids. The transcript has 4 exons. The record is from RefSeq and is a predicted model, not a curated record. Lineage: Eukaryota; Metazoa; Chordata; Actinopteri; Cichliformes; Cichlidae.